Messenger RNA from Triplophysa dalaica, 3013 nucleotides. RefSeq names its product methionyl-tRNA synthetase 1 (gene mars1). The coding region runs from base 115 to 2862 and encodes 915 amino acids. Gene Ontology annotation, molecular function: ATP binding; methionine-tRNA ligase activity. The record is from RefSeq and is a predicted model, not a curated record. The transcript has 21 exons. Gene Ontology annotation, biological process: methionyl-tRNA aminoacylation. Lineage: Eukaryota; Metazoa; Chordata; Actinopteri; Cypriniformes; Nemacheilidae. Gene Ontology annotation, cellular component: aminoacyl-tRNA synthetase multienzyme complex; cytosol.
UGCAUCAGCGUAUAGGGUACUCACGCCGGUUUUGUCGACUGUUACUGUUUAAGACUCUUUCUGUCAAAUCUGUCAAAAUAAAUUAAUCAUCAGUAUAAAUUAAAGGAGGGUGAAAUGAAACUGUUUGUCGGCGAGGGGAAUCCGCACUCCGUUAAAGUUCUGGCUGUGCUGGAACUUACUGGAGUAAAAUGUGACGUGCAACUGGUUAACAACGAGGAGAGAGUGGUGCCAUACCUCACUCGCCCGGUGUUACCCGUCCUUCUGUUACCCAGCGGUCAGCAUCUCUUCAGCCCAAACACCAUCUGCCAAUACCUGUUCGAUGUGAGUGGUCGGAAAGCAACUGAUGCCACUAACCAGUGGAUGGAAUGGGAAAUCACAGAUUUACAGCCUGCAGUGUUACAGGCCCUCCACAUGAUGGCACUGCAGGGGAAGCGUUCUGAAGCGGCGGCUGUGAUGAAAGAGCCCCUCAGUCACCUGGAACAGAACCUGAGGAAAUCAUCCACACAGUUCUUAACCUCUGAUGCAAUAACAAUUGCAGAUAUUGUCCUGUGGGCGGCGCUCUACCCCAUUUUAUCCGACUCGAGUUUUGAAGCCGGUGACUUGCGGUUUGUGCGAGGUUGGUUUGAUGGUGUUGACGUUCAGUCUGCGUGUCAGACGGCUGCUCAGAAGGUUCUGCAUGGAAAGAGUUCCGAAGCCUUAAAGACAUUUCUACAGAAACACCCAGCAACACAAACACAGCGGCGAGACUGCCCGACCAACACCAGCGCUGCAGAGGCUGAGGACACAGAACGUGUGAUGUCAGAGCUGGAGAUUGAAGAAGCGGCUCAGAUGUGGUCGACAGGUCUCAAAUAUUCUCAUGCAGUGCCGCAGAGGAAUCACCCCAUUCUCCCACAGGAAGGAAGGAGAAACGUGCUAGUCACGAGUGCGCUUCCCUACGUCAACAAUGUGCCACACCUGGGCAACAUCAUCGGCUGUGUGCUGAGUGCAGAUGUGUUCGCCAGAUACGGCCGUUUGAGAGGCUGGAAUCUGUUGUACGUCUGCGGUACAGAUGAGUAUGGAACGGCGACUGAAAACAAGGCUCGUGAGGAGGGUCUGACACCGAGAGAGAUCUGCGAUAAAUAUUACGCCAUCCACGCCUCCAUCUACAAGUGGUUCCAGAUCGACUUCGACUUUUUCGGUCGCACCACCACCGACCGGCAGACGGAAAUCGCUCAGGAUAUUUUCUGGCGUCUGCAUGAAAGGGGUUUUCUCUUGGAGGAAACGGUCGAACAGCUGCGAUGUGAGAGCUGUCAGCGCUUUUUGGCCGAUCGCUUUGUGGAGGGCGUGUGUCCUCACUGCUGUUACCCAGAAGCCCGCGGGGACCAGUGUGACAAAUGUGGCCGUCUCAUCAAUGCUGUGGACCUCAGGAAUCCUCAGUGCAAGGUGUGCAAGCAAACUCCGGUGAUCAGGUCCUCUAAACACUUGUUCCUCGACCUGCCAAAGCUGGAGGGCGAGUUGGAGAAGUGGUUGGACCAGUCGAUGGGGGCUGGUGAUUGGACGACAAACGCGCGGCAGAUCACUCGCUCGUGGCUGCGGGACGGCCUGAAGCCGCGCUGCAUCACCCGAGACCUGAAGUGGGGGACGCCUGUACCGCACCCCGAUUACAAGGAGAAAGUGUUCUACGUGUGGUUUGAUGCUCCUAUUGGCUAUCUCUCCAUCACGGCAAACUACACCGACCAAUGGGAGAAGUGGUGGAAGAAUCCUCAGCAGGUGGAGCUGUACAACUUCAUGGCGAAGGACAACGUUCCCUUCCACAGCGUGGUGUUCCCAUGUUCACUUCUGGGUGCUCAAGACAACUACACAAUUGUGAAUAAUCUCAUUGCCACAGAAUAUCUGAAUUAUGAGGACACCAAGUUUUCUAAGAGCCGUGGUGUGGGUGUGUUCGGAGACAUGGCCAAAGACACAGGAAUCCCGUCGGACGUUUGGCGCUUUUAUUUGCUGUACGUGCGUCCUGAAGCGCAGGACUCUGCCUUCUCCUGGUCUGACAUGGCACUCAAGAACAACUCCGAACUUCUCAACAACCUGGGAAACUUCAUUAACAGGGCAGCGAUGUUUGUGACUAAGUUCUUUGAAGGACGCGUUCCCGAGAUGCUCCUCAAUGAUGAUGAUAAACGUCUCAUCGCUAUGGUCAGCUGGGAGCUCAAGCAGUACAUACAACUGCUGGAUAAAGUCAGGAUCCGUGACGCUCUGAAGUGCAUCCUGAACAUCUCGCGUCACGGCAACCAGUACAUCCAGCUCAAUGAACCCUGGAAGAAGAUCAAAGGAGGAGACAUGGACAAACAGCGGGCCAGUACGGUGACGGGCGUAUCGGUUAACGUGGCAUGUCUCCUCUCUGCCCUGCUGGAGCCCUACAUGCCCACCGUGAGUCAGACCAUCAGAACGCAGCUGCAGGCUCCGCCCAACUGCACCGGAGCCAUGAUCCAAGGGGCGGGAACUUUCAUAUGUACACUACCAGCCGGCCACCGCAUCGGCACGGUCAGUCCUUUGUUCCAAAAGUUGGAGAACGAGCAGAUUGAGGGUUUCAGAAAGCAAUUCGGAGGACAACAGACUCAGAUUCCCAGCACGGCUUCAGCCGACACCAAACUCUGCGCCGGUGUUGAGCUCAACUCCACAGUGAAUGUUAAAGCAGAUCCAGAGAGAGCCAGACGGCUGGCCGAGCAAGUGACAGAGCAGGCUGAUAAAGUACGAGCUCUGAAGGCUCAGAAAGCGGAGAAAUCUGUAAUCGGAGAGGAAGUCGCCAAAUUACUGGAGCUAAAAAAACAACUCGCUCUUGCAGAGGGCAAGAACCAGGAGCCGUCCAAUCAUAAAGCAAAGAAAAAGUGACAAAAUGACAGAAUUUUUAUCCCUUGAGGUAGAUGGUUUAUGAAUAUUUUUAUAGAACUGUACUGGAUAUUGUUCUAUACGGCAACUCUGUCUGAAAAUGCAAACACCGCCCUUAUUAACACGCAAUAAAAUAUAUGCAUUGAUCAUUUUA